AUGCACCAAACAGGAAUAUUCGCGUGCAGUCACCUUUAUCAGCCCAAGACUAACUACUCCACCCGGCCAUCUUCAAUGCAACCAGAAUUUGCGCCGAAUGGGUUCUCAUCAGAAUCAUCAGAAGUUCCCGAUGGCCUAGGGAUUCUAUCCUCUACUCCGACGUCGCGUUCUCGGUCAUAUACGUUAGAUAGCUUCAAUAUCAGUUCCAUCGAGAAAUCCAGAUCACUGCGCCGGCCCCCGGUUGGCGAACAAUAUAAAGAAGAUGGGAAUUGGGAAACAGCCACAUGGGUUUUCAGUGACAUCUUACAGAGCAUUUCCAUACGCGACAAGGAGGAUGUCCGGCUUUUAAUCACAAAAAGUAAUCAGUUGGUGAAUCUAUUAAAAGAGAACCCGUCUCUCCGAGAAGAAAUUAUCAUCCAAAAUGUCAUGACAAAAAUAAACUUCAUGUUAUACCACACCAAUUCGCUACUUCGAUGUGCCGCGUACCGUGUUCUCCGACAUUGCAUCGCGGGCGAAGACUCUGUGCUUUAUUUGGUCAAGGCUAAGAUUCUCAUUUUUCUUAUCAUCACCCUAUCUACGCCGACACCUUUUCUUGAAAAGCAAGAAGCACUAAAGUUGAUUCGAGAAUUUAUUGAGAUUCCUAAAGGAACAAAUUAUAUCUCUAUUGGUGUGGUCAAGGCUCUCGUAGCUUUAGUGGAACAUGAAAACGAAGAUAUACAGCCUUCGGCAGACCAGCCAGACCUUGAGCCUCAUGUAUCAUCUAUGUUUGUUCGGAUGUGCAUUGAAACAGUGUGUGAAAUAUCUGUGAGCAAACCGGAUAUUGUAUUCCACGGCGGCGGACUUCGCCUUCUCAUAAAUCUUCUCAUCAACGGGCCUUCAGAUAUCGCUGCAUCAUGCAUGGUGGCCAUACUAACACUUUUGGACCAUCCUAAUUCUCGUCUUUUCUUCCGCAACGGGUUCGAUCUUGACUCGUUGAUCUCAGUUUAUUCGACUUUUGAAGAUGACGACAGCGACAAGAUUCCCAAUACCAAAAAGUAUUAUAACCGCGCUUUAAAGACAUCUUUUCUUUUGUCCAUGGUUUUGAAAACUUGGACAGGCAUGAUUUGUUUCUCUAGGGAUAAAUUCCAAGUACUCAAAGAACUCUUAGAGAACCUAAAAAAGAGAAAUGAUAAGCUACGAGAAAUCAUCAUGGACCUUCUAAUGGAUGUACUUCAUAUUAGGUCUCUUCCCUGGUUUGAAAAUUCAGUUUUUGGAGAAUUCAUUUCUGACUUUUAUAACAUCUUUAUGAAUGAUGCUAACAUAGAUCUGAAUUCCAGUAAUAAAGGUUACAGAGAGCUACCGCCUGGAAAAUUUGAAUCUUCAAUUGUUUCUCAUUACCAGGGCCUUCUUUGCAAGGUUCUACUCAACUGCGAUUUGAUUCCUUUACUAAUAGACAUUAUUGACGAGAACCGAAAUGAAGAAAUAUCCAACAAAGCAUGCUACCUUCUCACCAAUGUCCUUCAACUUUCCAUCAAUCUUCUACCGAAGUCGUUCUAUAAUGAGAAUGUACUCAAGGCAUUUUCCAAACCCAUGUCUAUUUCGACAAUGGCACAAAUCGAGGUUGCCACGAGGUUGCAACAUCAAGGCAAAGAUGACAAGAAAGCAAGCGACGUGAAAGACCUUAUGAAAACUAUUAACAUUCAAUCACGCUAUAUCAUCGAUGACAUCACAUUCAAGUCAAUGAUAUCAAAAACAAAAGUUCUCGUUGCGAAAGAAUUCGAAGAAUGGAACUGGACAGUGAUUUCACAACUUUUCCAAGGCCCUCUUCGUAACCCAAAACGCUUCUCUGAGCUACAAGAAAAGUUCCCCAAGUUCAUGAAAGCACUCACAUUAUUUUAUAGACCAUUCAAAUUCCGUUUCAGCAAUUUGCCUGCCCAUGCGUCUCACAAAUUCCCUAAGCUAAAAUUUCCGAAGAAAUUGAUAACAGUUGGUUGUCAGAUGUUGGAAUCACUAUUAACCUUCGAAGAAGGAUUCAGAUUUUUAUUGCAUAACAAGCUUCUUCCCCAAAUUGCAGAGAUUCUUGCUCAAGUGGACCCUUACAGUGGAAUAAGCGCUAAAGAAGCCAUUCUUUCGAAGCGUCGGUUAGAAGACUCAUUGAGUGUUGGAUAUAUCAAAUUCAUUGGAGUCUUUUCGAGUAACACAUAUGGGCUUCGUAUAAUUGAACACUGGCAAAUGCUUCAACUAUUGAACAACAUCAUUGAAGGAAGCAGUGAGAGUGAAGAAAGCAACUAUUUAAUAUUCUCUUUGCUAUCCAGUUUAGACUUUGCUAAGAAGAGUCCAUUGCGUUUGCUUCUUUCAAAAGUAUUUACAGUAGCAAAUCCUGCUGUUAAAUUGUUUGCGCUUGAAAAUGUUCUAAAGAAGCUAUUUUUAAAUCCUGAAUGUGAGGAAAUGGUGAUUAGCAAUUUGUGCACUUUGAUAUACGAUGAAACAGAAACUGUUUCUAAAAUGUCUGUCAAAAUGUUGCAUGAGUAUUACCUUGUUCGAGACAAUCUUGAUAGAAUUGACGUAUUCAUUGGGUUCAGCCCUCCAAUUGAAAUACUUUCAAAUUCUUUCGAAGGUAGACUCUUAUUAUUCAAUUUUUGCAACACAUCGAAUGGUUUCCGUUUCUUGUAUAAAAAUGGGUUCAUUGAGACAUGCUUCAAUGAAAGUGUUGAAAAAUUACAGACACUUGAGUAUCUUUGCCUAAUUGAAUCAUCUUUGAGAAGCCAUUUCUUUCCCUUUUACGAACUUCGUCCGCAAUCGCACUCUGUUUAUGAGUAUGAUCUUCAUCAUUUUUUCAAGUAUUUAUUGGCGACAGAAGAUGGUUACAAUUUUUUCAACUCACGAAGACACCAUAUUGAUGAUUCUAUUCACAAAAUGAAAUUUAUUUGCCGAAAAUUGAAUUUACUUAAUGUUGAGCAAGAAGCAUUGUCUAACGACACUAUUGACACAAUGAUGCCAGAGAAUGCAAUUGAAGAUAGUCCAUCAUUAACGCUGCAAGAAGAAGAGUUGGACCACUUAUCCUAUCCUUUUCAAGGUACCGAUUCUCAGGUCAACUAUCAGACGAGGGAAUCUGAUCUUUUGGACAUAUUAGAAUUAGAAGACCAGGAAGAGGAAGAAUAUUUGUUACGGCGGUUGAAGCAGUAUUUGUGGAUUUUUGGCGAAAUUGCAUCAGCCAACUAUGGUAUACAAAUUCUUGAUCCUAUGCAUGCUCUAAACCCACAAAACGAACAUGUGGUUGAAACGAUUCACUUACUUUUCCUAAACUCAUCUGUCUGGCAGCUUCGAGGUUUGGCUUUCUAUCAAUUGGGGAAAAUCGGAUCUACUUCGGAGGGCGCUGAAAUUCUUGAUGAUUUACAAUGGGUAUCAUUAGAUCUACUGAACAAGGGCAAGCAAGUGUCAUUAGCCUACCCAAAUACGAUGGAAAACGAGGAUAUUUUUGGUGUUGAAACAUUGAAUCCGUAUCAAGAUGCCAGCUACUAUACACUAUUCGGUGGGCACGAAGCAAUAGGAAAUUAUCUGCGAUUUUCCCUAACUGAUGAGAUCAGUUUCGAUACAUAUGCAGAGUUGGACGAUAGAAUCUUGAGUUUGAUAAAUCAUCUCAGUUCUGUGUUAGGGAGAGUGGAAAGGAAGGCAACCAAAGAGUUGAAUCGUAUCAAGAGAGAGAACCCACAGGUGUUCAGCGACAUAAAUCUCUUUCUUAAGGUAAUCCGACUCGUGGACAAGGGUAAGUUUAAGUUCCGAACCCGAGCUAUUCUCUUUGGAUUAUUCAACACUUCAAGGAUUUUAGAAGGGUUGCUGAAACGCGAUCGCAAGGCGUCUUCCAACAAAGCAAGUAAAUAG
Molecule: messenger RNA, 3861 nt
Organism: Clavispora lusitaniae ATCC 42720
Lineage: Eukaryota; Fungi; Ascomycota; Pichiomycetes; Serinales; Metschnikowiaceae
Gene: TSC11
Product: TORC2 complex subunit
Biological process (GO): TORC2 signaling
Cellular component (GO): TORC2 complex
Source: RefSeq, a predicted model, not a curated record